AUAAAAAAUACUGCUUUUGCUUUCCCUAUCUUGCUUAAGUUUUCCAACCGAAGCACUGUCUUACCUCUUUCCAAUGGCCCAUGGUUUUGUUCUCUCAUCUCUCUCUUUCUUAAUAUAUCAACACCUUCCGCCCUGGGCGUCCUCAUUCUUGGAUCUUGACCUCUUUCCCAGCACUGUUCUAUACGUCUGUACAAGAUCCUCUUUCUUUUUCACUCAAACAUUCCCAUAUCCGUUCUUCAUCCCAUUCGUUUCAUCGGACCGAGAAAGAUCGAGGUAAACUUGUAUAUCUUGGUUCUCUUCCUUUUUGGCAUCUGGGCAUUGAACUUUGUGUGUUAUGGAUUAGGAUCUGGAUUUAUAACCUUAAGUUUAUGUUGGAUUUCAAGAAAAUAGAAUACUGUUUUCGGAUAUCGACCUUGUCUGUUUUGCGAUCAAUUUUUGUUAGAGGAGGAGAAAUUGUAUAGAGGACAGAGGUCAGAGGAAAUUGUUCGGAACUUGAGGAAUUUGUGUUGCAUUUGGAGGAAUAUAUUUGGUGCUUAAUUACCCUUGUCGAUGAGAAUGGAGGCAGGGUUGGUGGAGCGCGGGAGAGACAUGGUUGGGCAUGUUACCAGAGUUGGAUAUGUGAAGAAGAUUAUAACGAAGAGGAGACGCACGCGGAGGAUUGUGCGGCCUCCGCAGGCGGCCCCCCCUAUGGCGUUGCAGGAGCUGUUCGUGUCGUGCCUAGACGUGUUCAAAGGCCCUGGCACCGUUCCUUCCCCUCAGGAUGUACAGAAACUAUGCCACAUUCUUGACAAUAUGAAGCCAGAAGACGUGGGGCUAAGUGGAGAUCUACAGUUUUUUAAGCCUUCAAAUGGGGUCAAAAGUGAUCCAAGGGUCACAUCCACAACCAUUUACAAGUGCGAUAACUUUUCGUUGUGCAUGUUCUUUCUCCCUGCAACUGGGGUGAUCCCCCUUCACAACCAUCCAGGAAUGACUGUUUUUAACAAGCUUUUAUUAGGAACAAUGCACAUCAAGUCCUAUGACUGGGUUGAUCCUGUCGAUUCGGAUAGCUCUGUGCAAUCCUCCCAAUUGAGAUUGGCAAAGUUGAAAGCUGACAGUGUCUUCACGGCCCCAUGCGACACUUCAGUAUUAUAUCCAACAACUGGAGGGAACAUCCACGCCUUCACUGCCAUAACCCCAUGUGCAGUGCUUGAUGUGCUAGGACCUCCCUAUUCUAAUAAAGAUGGUCGAGAUUGUUCCUUCUAUAAAGAUCAUCCCUACGCUGCCUCAACAGGAGAGACAACAGUGAAAAUGGAGGAGGCCGACUGUUAUGGAUGGUUAGAAGAGAUUGAAAUGCCAGAGAACUCAGAAAUUGACGAAAUUGAAUACUUGGGUCCUCAGGUUAUUGAGCAUCGUUAGCCGUUGCAAGUGUAACCAAAAAGGCAAAACUCAGUCUUGUUUGCCGUUCAAUAUUUACAUUUGUAUUUCUUUUCCAUUCUCUCGUUGUGGUUGGGUUUAGCUAUGUUAAUUGUAGAUUUUUAGUUUUUUUUCUUCAAAGCGAUAUAUAACACGAUUCUUUAGAUUUUUUAGGAGCUAAUGAAGGGUGGUGCUCGUUUUCUCUGUUCA
Juglans regia (Persian walnut) is the source of this 1602-nucleotide messenger RNA. Its product is annotated as plant cysteine oxidase 1-like. Gene Ontology annotation, molecular function: oxidoreductase activity, acting on single donors with incorporation of molecular oxygen, incorporation of two atoms of oxygen. Bases 550 to 1395 code for a protein of 281 amino acids. The transcript has 5 exons. Lineage: Eukaryota; Viridiplantae; Streptophyta; Magnoliopsida; Fagales; Juglandaceae. The record is from RefSeq and is a predicted model, not a curated record.